ACCCCCAUAAUGCCAUGGGGGCUAGCUGUGUUUAGUGUAGAAACGUUGGUAAUUUGUACAUGUCUAUGACAUGUUGGAAAUAAAAAAGCCGCUCUUGACACCUCUCUAAUCUUUCUACUGCGAGACAAAGUGUUAAGGAGAUCAAGAUGGAAUCGAGAAUCAACGAGAGGCCAGAAUCUGCUUUUGAAGUUUACAUGGAGGUAGUCCAUCCAGGCACUCCUAGCUCGGCGCCUGAUAUCCGAAGGAAAUUCCCAGAAGACUUCAACGACGGGGAAACCAUCCAGACUGUGCCAAAGUUCUGCUUUCCGUUCUCCUUGGAUAGUGUCACGGUCAAUCAGAUGGACCAAAAUUUCACAUUUGUGUUGACUGACAUCAACAGUAAACACAGAUUUGGAUUUUGUCGCCUCUCCUCAAGCGCACACACCUGCUAUUGCGUCCUGAGCUACCUGCCUUGGUUUGAUGUAUUUUAUAAACUGCUAAGUAUCAUCGCAGACUACACUGUAAAUGGCCAGGAUAGUCAUUUCCAAGAGUUACUGGUGUCCCUGCAUAAGCUUCCCAUUCCUGAUCCGGGUGUCCCUGUUCAUCUUGCUAUGCAUUUCUACUUCACUGUACCCGACGUAAAAGAACUCCCCAGAAUACCAGAAAACAGGAAUCUUACAGAGUACUCUGUAGCAGUAGAUGUCAAUAACAUGCUUCAUCUCUACGCUAGUAUGCUUCAUGAACGUCGCAUUCUCAUCUGUUGUAGCACACUAAGCACUUUAACAGCUUGUGUCCAUGGGUCUGCUGCCAUCUUAUAUCCAAUGCACUGGCAACAUGUUUACAUUCCAGUUCUGCCUCAACAUCUAUUAGACUACUGCUGUGCCCCAAUGCCGUACCUCAUUGGAGUGCAUUCCAGCUUAAUGGAGAAAGUUCGGAGACUGGCAAUGGACGAUGUGGUGGUACUGAAUGUAGACACUAACACACUUGAAACCCCCUUUAAUGAUCUCCAAAGUCUACCCCAGGAUGUGGUCUCGUCUCUGAAAAGUCGUUUGAAGAAGUUUUCGACAACUCCUGGGGACGGCAUGGCUCGAGCUUUCCUCAAGAGUCAGGCGUCUUUGUUUGGCAGCUACAGAAAUGCUCUGCGGAUUGAGUCGGGUGAGCCAAUCACAUUCAGUGAAGAAGCCUUUGUAAAUCAUCGAUUGAGUGCCAUGAGAGAGUUUCUUCAGAAUGCCAUCCAUCUGCAACUUUUCAAACAGUUCAUCGAUGGCCGUUUGGACCGGUUAAACUCUGGAGAAGGUUUCAGUGACAUCUUUGAGGAGGAGAUCAACAAAGGCGAAUAUGCGGGAAGUGACAAAUCCUACCACCAGUGGCUAAACACUGUGAAGAAAGGAAGCGGGGCUAUCUUGAACUCUGUGAAGACCAAGGCAAACCCAGCCAUGAAGACUGUUUACAAAUUUGCCAAGGACCAUGCCAAAAUGGGUAUCAAGGAAGUCAAGAGCCGGCUAAAGCAGAAGGAGCACCCAGAUAUCGGACCAGGAAUGGUUGUUGGUGAUAAUGACAAGAGUGAGGGAGCACCACCGACAUGGGAUGAGCAUAGACUCAAUUGGCAUUUUGGACUGACACAGUCACCCAUCCUGUUGAAGAGACACACCAGUAACGACAGUCUGGAAAGUUCGGAUGACCAGUCACAGCCGUACCACUCUCUCAGAGAGGCGGAGUGGAUGGAAGAAAGGGAUUGUCAGACGGCUCCUCCCAGCCCGCUGAAGGAGAACAUCUCCAACGUCAGCUUACUGGCCAAUAUCUUCAGCUGCCUGGAUGAGCACGAGAGCCCAGGAUUUCCUCUGGCUAAAAGUCUCGAGGACCUGAGGAUUCUGCAAGACUCUGACGCACUUCAAGCCAAGCUCACCUGUGAGCGAAAGGAGCUGAGUUUCAGUGAAUAUUCCCAAAUGUUUCCGGGCCUGAAGCCGUCCAACCCUUAUAACAAGCUGUUGAGUCCCGGACUGGAUCAAGUCGACUUUUCCCCUUGCGAGCCUCCUUCCUGCCAAAGACCCCCAUCUUCCCAACCCCGCAGCCAGAACAAAUACCACAGCAGUAAGAAUUCAGACUCCUGCGGCCAAGACAUCAUCACAAUACCUCGUCCUCACGGCAAGAGAAGAGCUGAUCUGGGACCUGUGCGUGCACCAAUUGUCGGGCAGGCGCCGUGUACACAAUUCCAUAAUGACGCGACAAAAAAAGGUGGCCAGGAAUUUCGAAAAGCCCUAACAAAGACCUCAGAUGACGUCCAAAUGAAGUCUGGGCAGGAUGGUGUGGAUUUGAUAAGCCUUCUGGACCCCCUCAACGACUCAGCACGCAGUAGUUUCAUGUCAGGAAGGGGUGACGUGGAUAUUGAGGUGUUUUCUUGCAAAGCAACCCCUUUCGCACAGAACCUGCCUCCGUUUCAGCCACUUGAUGACAUAUCACCUAAUCUCUUCACCCAAGCUACCUGGAGUAAAACGCCGGAACCGCGCCGGCCGCAGCCGUUCCACGCCCUCUCCGGCAGUGCCACCCUCAUACCCGGGUACCCGUCCUCAUACAUUUCGUUGCCUCACUCGUCCACCGCGAAUUAUGCACUUUCGAGUGCGCUUACGAACUCAUCGUCUGUGCCGACUGCGGCACCCAACCCGCUCGCCAGGCCGCGUCACGCCGAAGCGGAAAACCACCACACUCAGGAUCUGUUUGGUGACCUGCUCACAAUGAUUAAACCAGCCGCCCCCCCCCAGAAGACCGUGGAGCAGAAGAGGUGGGAAACAUUUGACUGAAGCCUGCACAUAAAUAAUCUCAUCCUCUGCUGAUUUUGGCACGUUACCCCGUUACCCCGUGUAUAUUCGGAGUACUCAAGCACUUUUACCCAAGGGUUUGCCCAAGGGCACUUCAACAUUGUCAUUAAACCCGCAACCUUCAGGUUUGAAAGUGGACACCGCUAACUAAUAGAAUGACACCAACAUCUCAGUCAAUUAGAAAUUCAUUGAUAUCUGCCAUAUAAAGCAGGUACCGUUCACAUGUUAGUGAGGGUACCCUGCAAAAGUCAGCAGGGGUUCAAAUCCCACCAUGUUUUGUCUGAAUGUUGCCUUUUGAUUUCAUGACUGCACGAGAGCCAUUUUUGAAAUAUUACAAAACAUAUCAAAUGUUCCUCAAAUUCAAACCCAAACUGCAAUGAAAUGCAUGAUUGUCUUUUAUGAAACGUCUUACAACAAACGACUCCAAGCCCCCCCCCCCCCCCCCCCCCGCACGGAAAAUCCAUGUGAAAUGUGAAAACGUACAUUGGAACCUUGGAUAGCGUCAUUAUUCCAUCUUUAGCCAAAUCCAAAUUUCUCAUAAGGAAUAAUAAUAAGGCCAAAAAUAUUAACACAAAACCGUCAAAUGAUUCAAAAAAGGAAUCAAAUUAAUCACAGUUUUCAAAUUAAUUAAUCAUGAUUCAUCAUUAUUUGAAACUGUGUAAAAUUUGCCAAUUUUUAUGUAUUUUAUGCACAGAAAGAUACAUGACAGGACACAAUUUAUUAUAACUUAUAAUACAUAAUUUAAUUAUAUUACAGCUGUCAAAUGAUUACAAAAUUAAUCAUGAUUAAUUUAGCAUAAGCAACUGCAGUCAUGGGAAAAAAAAUGAUGCUAGCGUCAACUGCUGACGUCAUCGUAGACGGGCGAUGUAACUUCCAGCUGCGUUUGCCAUUAAGCUAAUAGCUAACAAAGAAGGACGUUUAUGAUAAAUACAUUAAAAACAUAAGCAGUGCAUUAAUAACAUGACCGGAGAAUGUAUACUUGUGGUGUGUACAUUUUCAAUGUUAACCAAAAAACACGCUAAGCAAGGUUCCUUGUACUCCAAUAGGGUUUCCUUUAUUUUGGUUCACUUUUUGUCAACACACACUUGCUAUCUUAUUGACACUCAAUAAAGACAUUCCUCUGAAUUCAUACCGCAUAUUGGUCAUUUUCAAACCUUUAUAGGUUAAGAACCUACUGCAAAAAAAUCUA
Molecule: messenger RNA, 3984 nt
Organism: Doryrhamphus excisus (bluestripe pipefish)
Lineage: Eukaryota; Metazoa; Chordata; Actinopteri; Syngnathiformes; Syngnathidae
Source: RefSeq, a predicted model, not a curated record